Molecule: messenger RNA, 1275 nt
Organism: Rangifer tarandus platyrhynchus (Svalbard reindeer)
Lineage: Eukaryota; Metazoa; Chordata; Mammalia; Artiodactyla; Cervidae
Source: the annotation of a GenBank genome assembly
AUGGUCUCGUCCGCGCGCGGCGCAAAGGAAAAGCAUAUCGUCGUCUUGAUCAGACCCUACCUGUGCAGCGGCUGUCACAGCUCCAUUGUGACGGUUUUCUGGUUCCGUUUCGUCAGGAUUAUGCGGCUGACAUCGCAGGUCUCAGUGCGAGCCCCUGAACCGAAAAAGAGAGAAAAGAGCCCGUUUAUCGUCAUUCUGAAGCGCUGGUCGCCGCGGAGUGCUCGAUCGUAUACGAUUUGCCCCCUAGUGACCUCUUCGGGCGUGAAUAUAAAAUCAAACGCUUGGAGCUCAAAAGACACGGAGGCCAGGCGCAAGCGCGCGUCAACUAGGCCCGGCUACAAGGAUAUGGCCCGGAGAGAACUUGCCGCUGAGAAGGCACCUGAUGUACAAAAAAGAAAGCGGAAGCUCGUCUAUCGCAUAGGAUCGGUUGCCACGGAUCGAGCAUGCGACCGCAGUACCACCGAGUACAAGGAGGUUUUCACAAAAGGAAAAGCAAAGCGCGCUCGAUGCUGGGAAGCGAAAAAGCAUAGAGGCGAAGCGGCGUCACGCCGAACGAAGGUGGCAGCAGAUGAGCUAAGAAACUCAGUUGGAAUUCGGGACUGUCGUACGAAAAACAGCAUUGGUAAUGGCUCCCAGCGUGCGACACUGAAACGCUUCAACGGAAGUAUAUGCACAGCAGCUGCGAUGUACCCUGAUGUAGAACCUGCUUAUAUCUCCUGGGUGCUCCGACAACCGCUGCAUGACCGCAGCUGUAUGCGGCAUUGCAAAAUAGUAGCAUGGCUGACUUCUAUGCGGACGUCGCUGGCAGAACUACUUUGCUUCUACGUCUUCCACGCGGAGAUCGACGGCCGAUACUCCUUACGAAACCUCAGGCCCCGCCGUGCGUGCGCUUGGGUGCGAGACGACAUCAUUUGCUGCAGGGGCAACAGGGAGAGGGAGACCGACAUCACGGGCGCAGACACCGCCUAUCAGGUGGGGCCGCGCACGCACAUCCUCUUCCUUCCCUACAGCAGCCGCUGCACAACAUGUUAUGCGUCUCACAACGCUGUCCUGCACUGCAUCCUGAAGAUAGGGCAGCAUGGGCGGCUCAGCAUCCGGAAAUUCAGGAGGACCACGACCUGCAGGGAGGGGAGCACCCUGGUCUGCGAACACGUACUCUGCUUCGCGCUGUACCUUCAGACACGUCCGCGGAGCCCGAGGGCCACCGUACGCAAGCGCAGCCACAUAGCGCCGGAGGGACAUGCGGCCUCCUUGCCUGCACGAGCCGACGCCUGA